UCGUGGCUCUAAAUCGUGAGCAUGCUUAGAUUGCCAUCCGUUUAGCCCACUCUGUUCUGCUGUAUGAUCUGCCAUCUGCUAUCCUGGCGUAGACCUUGUUUCCUUCAGCUCUGGCUGCCUCUCGUUAGGCGUCUACUGCCAUUUGUCGACAUCAUGUUCAGCUCAUGCACUUGCAGCCAAUCAUACGACUGCGCUUGGCUUCAUUAUGUGUGGGAGCCGAACGACAAUGCUUAGAUAUACGUGUAUAUCUACAGAGCGUCUCUGGACAUUGCCGUCGGCUUACAAGACUUGUUGUGCUCAAUCUUUCACAAAAGCCGAUAGUGUGCUACCCACCUGCACCUUACGUACGGUAAAAAAGUCUUCCACUUUGCGCCACACAUAUAGCAUCAUGCAAGGGCAGAAUACACAGUUUUAUCCAGCAUGCCAUCUCCUUGGACUUCCAGGAGAGCUCCGUGGCCAGAUUCUAGAUUAUGUCUUCCAAGGUGAAGACGAUUAUCCAAACAGCCGACUAAAACUGCCUUUGGUGUGUCGUACGUUCUAUUUGGAAGCUUGUCAGCUCGCAUGGAAACAUGGGACACAUACAGUCAGCGCUCCGGCUUCAACACUCCAAACUGACGUUGAACGUCUAUCUGUCACACGGAGAAAGACCGUGACUGCCAUAGCAUAUCCAUCCCUCUGUCAUUGGGCCAAUUUAUCAUCUAUCCUUUACAGUGCAGGGGUCUUACCUAUCACAGAAACAGUGAUCAUAGACCGGAUUCCAGACUGGGAGAAGCCCACACUGCUACGGGAGGACACCUGCUCGUUUGAAGAUAUAUGGGCCUCUCGCAAAGAAAUACCACACAUUCCUAUGCCCUGGGAACCAAGACCUCCACCCGACCCGCGGGCCGUGUUCAAUAAAGCGCUUGCUAAAGCGGUAUGGUCCAACCCGAAACUGAAACGUGUGCGUUUUGUCUCGUCACUCCUAUCGGACACUGAGCUAGAGGGGCAGGCCUCUCUUCUCAUUUACAACCUCGAUGAGCAUUUGAGUCGUCUUGCAGACGAAGAACAUCUGUUGAGAGGACAGCCCCGUGGCUUGGGAAGGCCGAGGCUGAUUAUUUGCGGUUCGGUUGACAACGACGUGCAUAGCUAUAUCAACCCGAAGAUCGAAGAUCAGGACGGAGAAGCGAGAAGAUUCGAUGAAUUGUUAAUCUGGCGGGAAGGACGUUGUAUGCUCGUUGAGAGAAAUAGUUCAUAGGCUGCUGGGGUCCAUGUAGACGGUUGUCUCAAACCGAAGAUCAAGGCUUUUGUAUUUUACACGCAGACCCAGC
This is a messenger RNA of Verruconis gallopava, 1307 nucleotides long. RefSeq lists its product as uncharacterized. Lineage: Eukaryota; Fungi; Ascomycota; Dothideomycetes; Venturiales; Sympoventuriaceae. The transcript has 2 exons. The coding region runs from base 206 to 1234 and encodes 342 amino acids. The record is from RefSeq and is a predicted model, not a curated record.